CUGUGCUAUAUGGAGGGUGCACAAUAAUAAUUACAAUAGAUAUCGGUUCAAACAUCGAAUAUGUAGCGUGCGAGAAUGUACAUAUAUAUAUAUGGAUACAGUUACGGGGACAAUUACGUUAUAUAUACGGGGACAGUUUGCUACAGUUGAUCAGUAACCUCGACACAACAGAACAGCUAUGACAGAAGUGGAAGGGAAGUCAUGUAUUGCCAUUGUCGGAGGUGGUUUGGUUGGAGCAUUAGCCGCUUGUUUUCUCGCUAAAAGGGAUCAUCAAGUAGUCAUUUAUGAAUAUCGAUCAGAUAUACGAAUGGAAAAGUCGCGUGGUCAAAGUAUUAAUCUGGCACUGUCAUUCCGUGGCAGAGAAGCUUUAAAAGCAAUUGGUCUCGAAAAUAUUUUGGUAAAAUGUCAUGGUACUUGUAUGCGCGGAAGAAUGCUCCACGAUAAAGACGGCAAUUUGAAAGAAGUUCUUUAUGACAGCGUCAAAGGAAAUUGCAUUUACUCCAUCAAUAGACGAUAUCUCAACGUGGUUUUAUUGGACGCUGCGGAAAAAUAUCCGCAAGUACAACUCAAUUUCAACAGAAAGCUCGUAGAAGCUGAUUUGGAGAAAGGAAAGAUAAAGUUCUUAAAUACUAAUACGGGGGCAACGGAAGAUGUGGAAGCUGAUUUGAUAAUUGGUGCUGAUGGCGCGCAUUCGACAGUACGAAAAAUUAUGGCUAGGAGGCCGCUCUUUAAUUGCGCUCAAACAUAUAUCGAACAUGGAUACGUGGAACUAUCUGUGCCGUGUAAAGAACACAAUAAAUUUGCGAUGAGCGGUAACAAUCUUCAUAUUUGGCCACGUGGCGACUUUAUGAUGACCAGCCUUCCGAAUGAGGAUUACACAUUUACUGGCAACUUGUUCGCUCCGUUUUGUGUGUUUGAAAAACUGAAGAGGCGCGAGGCAUUAUUGAGCUUUUACACUGAGCAUUUUCCAGAUCUUCUGCGAUUGAUCGGUGAGAAGAAACUAGUGGAGCAAUUUUUCGAAAAAGAACCGCAAACUUUAAUAUCAAUUAAGUGUAAACCUUAUCAUGUUGGGAAAACUGCUGUUAUAGUUGGAGACGCCGCUCACGCUAUGGUGCCUUUCUAUGCUCAAGGAAUGAAUACUGGAUUCGAAGAUAUUCUAGUGCUCGAUGAAUUAAUGGAACGCUACAAUUCAAACUUCGCAAAAAUUCUGCCAAAAUUUUCGGAAUUACGAUGCGACAAUGGGCACGCAAUAUGUGAUCUCGCAAUGUAUAAUUAUACAGAGAUGAGAGAUUUAGUGACGAAAAAAUCUUUUCUUUUUCGAAAGUUCUUAGACAAAGUUUUAUUUACCCUUGUUCCCAAUUUCUGGAUACCACUUUAUUUCGCCGUGCAGUUUACUCGCAUGAGUUUUCGUGAAUGCAUAGCGCACAAAGAAUGGCAGGAUAAGGUAUUGAGAAUGAGUCUUUUUUAUCUCACAUUUUUUAUUUUUGCUGUCUUGACUAUUCCUUUUUUACGAAAUGGAAUGUGAAUUUAAUCGUUGCCAAAUAUUACCAAUUGUUAAUUUAUGAUACGGAUAACGUAAUUAAUAACUAAUUUUUAUAAGAAGUAUUUCUACGUAUUUAAGUAUCUCAUAUAAAUUUUUAUGUAGAAUAAGAUGGCGCUUACU
Acromyrmex echinatior (Panamanian leafcutter ant) is the source of this 1663-nucleotide messenger RNA. RefSeq names its product Kynurenine 3-monooxygenase cn (gene cn). NCBI's taxonomy places the organism in Eukaryota, Metazoa, Arthropoda, Insecta, Hymenoptera, Formicidae. Gene Ontology annotation, biological process: L-tryptophan catabolic process; quinolinate biosynthetic process. The record is from RefSeq and is a predicted model, not a curated record. Gene Ontology annotation, cellular component: mitochondrial outer membrane. Gene Ontology annotation, molecular function: kynurenine 3-monooxygenase activity; FAD binding.